UUAACUUGACGCUUUACCGCUACCUGUCAAACAGUCAUCGCUCACUCAGUGUCGGACUGAAAUGCAGCAGGAACAGACUGAGUCUCCCGGCUGGACGUGAACGGCUGCUCCAUGGAGUUUACCCCGGGAUAUUUACCUGAUAACUCCCGGUUAUAAGAUGGCGGUUUUUAAAACAUGACCUUUCUUUAGAGGACUGAACACCGGCACUGAAAACCUCUCUCUCUGUCCCAGGGGAUUUCUCUUCUUCUUCGCCUCUCGUCUCGCAGAAUGGGAGCUGGAUGAACUGACACUGGAACGUGGACGCAGCCUGAUCUACCAGGGACAACUGGAGCCUGCUGUUACCUUUUCAGCUCCGUGGCGUCUGCCGUAGAAAACGACACUACUGUUUGGCUCGUUGUAGUGCUGGUAACAAGCAGUCCGGGCUGCUUACAAUAACUUGCAGUGGAGACGAGUUGCAAGAACCGGGUCACCUCUUUAUUUCAGGACACUGUCAGAACAUACAUUCAUCUCAACUUCUCCUACUCUCUCUGGCUCUUCUUCUACUGUUUCUUUCCUACCCGUCUACUCCACUACCCAUAAUCCAUCACACUCUCAGGCGCAUGCUCAGUCCGGCAACACUGCAGUAGCCGGAUAUAGUGCACUCAGACCCGGCAUGACCUACAUACCGCAGAGCUUAACGGACGGUCUUCAGGACAUCUCUGCUGCAUGGAGGCAGGAGCCCACGUCCUGUUCAACCUUGUAACACAGUAAUAAGUGACCUUCAGGUUUAUGUGCUGCUGUAGUACUAUGCAGAAGAAGAGGACACGUGAAUGUGCACAGGGCUGAGGAAGAGGAGGAAGAGGAGGGAGGACCUGUGGGAAAGAAAGGGAGCAGGAUCAUCAGCAGCAUCGCGUGCAGGGGGGUUCUGACCUUUUGUGACGCAAGAGGAAACUAAAAGGAAAAAUUAAUCAAGCAGUGGAUUUAUGACACUGGAGACUAUACACCUUCUCCAGUAUGCUAACAGAUAACAGACCUGUUCUGCUGGAUCAGCUCAAAAGGCCUGCAUGAGCUGGAUCAAAUGUCCACAGGAGAGCAGAGCUGGAAGUCUGAGCCACCGAUGGAUGCCUUACCUACUCACGAACAAGAGAGCUAUAAUAUACUGACAUAAUCUAAACAGGAGAGCAAUAAAACUUUGCCUGAACAGACUAUUUGGUCGUCAUUAUGCAUCUGAACUGCGGUCAGCCAUUACCUCUCCUGAGGCACACCGACGUGCCGCCUCGAGUCAUAGAGAACUUCAUCCUGACCGGGUAUCGCUUCCCAAACUAUAGCCUGAAGGAUUGCUUACUGUCCGCGUUCAGGCCCACCAAUGAAACAGGAAACUUCUGGACUCACUUCCUCCCAGUGUUCGUCUUUUCGUACUAUUUCGUGGAGGUGUUCAGUUGGGAGGGUGCCCCACAUGGCGAUGCCCCCUUCUUCUAUCCCUUCUGGAACUACUUCAUCGGGGUGUUCUGUCUGCUCAUGGCGAGCAGCAUGGCCCACCUGCUCAACUCCAUGUCUCUGGUGGUGAGGGAAGUCUGCUUCUUUGUGGAUUACGGCACCAUCAGUGCAUACACUGUUGGCUCGUCACUGGCGUACUACUAUUACAUCCACCCUCAGGCGGGGAUAGUGGACAAAGGAAGCCACAAUGGGUCUCACACGGACCUGAAACAUGAACCUGCAGAGGCUCUUACAUCACCCUAUGCAAUCCCAGAGUUCACUGUGUUCUUUGAGAACUUCUACAUCCCCAGUGCAUGUAUGGUGGCCAUCAUCUGCGUAUUGUCUUGUUGCAACACUCGCCAGAAAUGGAGGAAGCAUCGAUACCUCAUCCGAACCCUGGUUUUCCUGCUCCCGUUCCUCGUCUCCUCCACACCAGUCUUCUACCGCCUCCUCACCAGGUCGCCUUACUCCUCCGCCUCCUCCUCCUUCGCGGCUUCCAACUCCACGGCCACCUUCUUCAUUCGCCACUGCUUCUGGCUGGUGGUCUCUGCUGUCUUUAACAUCAGCAAGUUCCCCGAGCGGCUCGCCCCGGGUCGCUUCGACAUCUGGGGGCAUAGCCACCAGUGGUUCCACUGUUGUACGUUUCUGUCCAUCCUGGACGAACUCCACAUGAUCAAGGCGGAGGUAAAGGCAAUCCUGCUGAGUCCGAAUCUGCUGCUGCCCCCCGCGACCCUCGCGCGCCUGCCUGGACCUACCGUCCUCUCAACGUACGGGGUGAUGUUCCUCCUCCAGACCACCAUCAUCUCCAUCAUAAUGUGGUUCUCCUGGCAGGCCAACUCCAUCUACGGACCACAGAGAGACCAGCUCGCAGAGGAACACCCCAAGAAGCUCCUGAAAUGUCACUAAUGAUAGAGACUUGAGUUUUUAUCGUCCAGACUAUGAAACCAGUUUGCACGUUUAUACAGAGCCAUGCCACCAGAAGAAACGCACACAGACCCUCCCCCCCCCCCUGCUGAUGUUACACCUGUUAUCUGUUUUAAACCCUUUGAGAGCAUUGUGCACGCUUUCAUCGGGAGAAAUUUGGGACAAAGGGAGAUGAGAGGAUUAUAUUCUGAGCUUACCACAGGGUGGCUGUCUGGUUGUGUGAAUAUUUGGAAAAUUCACAAGCCCUGUCCCCGAGCGGCUCCAGCAUGUUCAGACAGGAUGUCAGGUGAUCAAACUACCUCUAAGGAUGGUUCACUCCAGGACAGAGGAAAGGUGUUGGUACCCAGGAGAACACAUAUUCCAUUUAACACAUGGGUAAUGUGGCUUGAUAUGUCAGCCUGACCACACGUGUUCUCUGCUGUCACGCUUCCUCCCGUUUCUUUGACCUCAGACUGGGUCUUUCUCUGCUGUGGGUAAAUUGAAUUUCUACGGAAGGUGAAAAGGGCCAAAUGAAGAAGAAAAAAAAAAGAUGAGGUCGGAACUUUAAAUAUAAACUAAGAAUUUAAACUUGUGUACUUGAUUUUUCUAAUGUAAAGACUACAAAAAGUAAGAAUUUAAAAUUUGCUUGCAGAAGAAAAAGAAAAAUUUGAAGAUAAAAAAAUUGUCUGGAAAGAAGAAAAAAUUACAUAAAAGGAAGACAGACUUUUAUGACAUUUUAAAUUUAAAAGUGAAGUAAAUUCAAAUUAUGACAUUUUAAACAGAGAUGAGGUAAAGUGUUUUUCAAUUCAAAAGAUAAAAAUAUUUUAAGUGACCUUAUUUGCAAAUUAAGGCAGAAAAAUGCGGUGUAAAAAAAACCUACGAGGAAAAGUAAGAGCUGUCCUAAAAAAAGAUUUAAGCAGAAAAAUCAAUUAAAUGUUUGUGUAAAGUAAUGCACUGUAUCUGCCUCAAUUGGAAGAAUAUUUGACAUUUUGUUUAAUGAAAACAUAGUAAAGUAGGAAAUAUGGGAAAUUAUUUUAAGAUUUCUAUCUUUAAAGGGAAACUUUUUAAAAAUGAAUUUAAUAGCAUGCAGAGUAUUUUUAUGUUAUUGCUCUAGUAAAAGAAUGAUUGAUCUGAUUUUGAACUCAUCUCUGAAAUGAUUUUUUCCUCAGUUGGCCCUGUUCGUUUUCCGUAGAGCUCAUCGCUUGACGUCUCCUGAAUCCUCUUUCUGACCUUUGUUAACCUCACAUGCUUUCACACUCUCAUUUCCUCUUUUCCUCCAUGUGACCCAUGUAACAGGAAGUGUGGUGGCCUUGACGAAGCUGCAGAAAUAUUUGAGAGCUCGUAUCAGUAAAGCACUUUCAGAAGGGGCCGGUCAAAAAGCUCCGUCACUGAGAAGCCAUGCUUGAGUCUUAGACAUUUCCGAAGCAUGUAACGACGUCCUGCUGACAGGUUCAGCUGGGACAUUUAAUGUGAAGUGAGUCGUAGUGCUGUAAAAACAUCUGCUGUAUGUACGGUUUCCAUUACGCUGAUGACCAGCUCCUCACAGGUUGUGUUCACAGUGCUUUAAAUGCUGAUUCAGGUUCAAUGAGGCGUAAAUCUAAAAGCUGGCUGGACUGUUCUGCAGAGGUGGUUUACACUCUGUACGAAUAUCGCCUACAUCCAAUCAGUCAUUCCAGAAAACAGCUGAGUUUCAGUUUAGAGAGCAGCAUUGUGAACAUUAAGACAGGAGGACGGGCUGCUUUCUGUAUUAAUCGAUGUUCAGUAAUCUUAGAGAAGAAGCCAUAGUGUGGUAGAGCGGUAGUUCAAUUUUGGCAAUAUUUCCGUCUUUCUACAUCUUCAGGACCUUCAUGGAUAGAUUUGCACUAACAGGUAGAUCAGGUGAGAACUAAAUGUUGUCUUUUGUUGCUUUCGUGUUUUAUCAUUACAUCGGUGUUACAAAGUUUACCGUCCAGGGUGAAGCCAGCAGUUUUCAAAGGUAUUCUCAUAAACCUCAGUUUUUUUCAUAUUGUACUGAAGACAAGGUGCGCCACACACACAAAAAAGAUGGUUUUAAAACAUUUUUAUUCUGCAUUUUAAGUAGUUAGUUGGAAUGCCACAAUAUCUGGUAUUUGUAACUGUCCACCCACCUGGGAAAUGAUUUAAAAGGAUAUCAUUGAAUGGAAUUUUUGAAUUUUUCGUCAAAGAAUUAUUUGGGAAAAUAUCUGUCUGAAGCAAUGAGAAAAAAAGAGAGAAAAACUUUCAAUAAUUUUUUUAAAAGUCGCAUCAUAUUUUUCUGAUCCAGAUCAAAAUGAUUUGUGUGAAAAAUUAUUAUGGCCACAUCCGGAGAAAAAAAAAAGGCAGGAAGAAUAUUUCACUUUGCAUUUUGAGUCUGAUUCAGUUUUACUCGCACCGUUAUUUCAGAUUUUUCUAAAGUCACACAAAAGUGACUAAUAGAUGGUCUCAAGUUGUCGAGCUAUAAUGGUCUGAAAAUGUUUUUUUAUGCAGAAUAGUUUUUUUAUCUUGUUGGACAAAAAAUUAUUAAUGUAAAAACAGUGAAAUAUCGUUCAUGGACGUCUGCGUCUGCGUACAGCAAAGUUCAACAUGAUUUGAAGAGGUUAUUUCUGUGCAGUAGGGAUCAUAUCUUACCUUGAAAUAUGUCAGAAAUAUGUCUCAAUAUGUUUGUUUUCAUGCAAUUCUGCCGCACAAACUCAAACCCUGCCGUCACAGUUUUGAUGGAAAAAGUUUCGGACGAAUGCCAAGUUUGGGUUUGGGUUGUUUUAAAUCCAGUUUGUUCAGAAACUCCAUAAUUUUUAUGACCUCCCUGAAACCGUCUUCACUUUUUGUUUUUACCUUUUGCUGAAAAACAUUUCACCAACGUAAGAAUCCCUUUAGAUUUCCCUCCAAACGUUUGUUUGUUUCGUGUUUCUGGUGCUUCAGACUGGAACAGAGAAGAUCUGGUUAGCCUGUAAAGCAAACAGUCGGCUGACUGAUAAAUUAAAGCAAAAUAUAAAAACUUGUAGUCACUUUUUGCACGCUUACCUUUUUUUUUUCUUAAUAUAUCUCAACGGAGAGAUGUUAGCAGUACUGUACACAUCAUUUGACAGAGCGUUGUUUCGCUAGCUGCCAGGAUUAAGCGUAUUCAUUUCUGCUGAGUCACUCUUAGCCGCAGCCUCAGUACUGCUCGCCAAACUGUGCUACUUUAGAUAAUGGUGAAGCAAAUAGAGAAGUUUAGAUUUGAUGCUACGUUUGAUUUUUGAUUUUUUGCACACUGAAAUGGACCAUAAAUGUUAAAGCUUGCUAACAUGUGUUUUCUUUGUGUGUUUCGUGUAACUCUGUCACGUGUUGGUGAUUUCUGUCGUGUGGAGGGAGAUGCAUCUUCUUACGUGUCGAUAACCACUGUGUGAUUAUAGUAAUGUCAUGAUUACCACUGUAUUACUUAUAUCUGCACAUGUAUUGAUGCAUUCACUUGCACAAGAGUAAAUGAUCGGAGAUGUAAGCUAAUGUGUGAUGCUGGAGUGAGUACAUGAGGACCGCAUUGAGAGGGUCGGAUGUGAUCAUGCUGUGCACUUUAGAGCUAAAUGUUCCUUUAAGGGUCGACCCUGCAGUACUGUAUUAUUCAGGUUCACAUCAGACCAUGUGUUCAAUGUUAAAUGUCAAAGGGAUGUUUCUACCUCUGCGGAGCAUUUCUGUCACGGAGAAGAGUCCUCGUGGAAAUGGAUCUUUUGACCGUGGAUGUUCAAACAGUGUUCAGAGUGUGAAUGUUAAACUGACUGUAUAACCUAGAGGAGCACUCAGGGCUGACUGAAGAACGACACUUAUAUAUUAUUUACACAUAUUUAAAUUAUUAAUGAGUAGAGAUGGGGGAUAAUUAUAUUCUGUGUCUGUUAAUGCUGAAAACCUCCAUUAUUUUAAUUGAUGUAAAAUAGCACUAAUGAAUUAUUUGAGAUUUAUUGAAUAAAUUAAACAGAGAAAUAUGA
Molecule: messenger RNA, 6314 nt
Organism: Notolabrus celidotus (New Zealand spotty)
Lineage: Eukaryota; Metazoa; Chordata; Actinopteri; Labriformes; Labridae
Gene: paqr9
Product: progestin and adipoQ receptor family member 9
Exons: 1
Coding region: 1201-2361 (386 amino acids)
Cellular component (GO): membrane
Molecular function (GO): signaling receptor activity
Source: RefSeq, a predicted model, not a curated record